GCUCCGCGUCCCCAUCCGGGCCAGGCCCGACCGGGAGGUCAGUCGGAAGCUUCCGGCUAGUGGCGAGCGGAAACCCAGGUGUCCGGGCAGUGGGCGCUGAGGGAGUUGGAGAUGUGCAUCUAGAGAGGCACCGCGACCCUUGCCACCUGUCUCUCCACCCACACACCGAGGUCCUCUCCACCCAUCCUGGCCCCACCCACGCUGCCUUGGGAGUCGCUCAAAAGUAGGGCCCCAAGGCUCAGAGCAGCUGGGUAUGGGUACCGGAAAUGAAAGUCCAGAGCCGGACUGCCAGAAACAGUUCCAGGCCGCAGUCCGCGUCGUUCAGAACCUGCCUAAGAACGGCUCUUACCGCCCCUCCUAUAAAGAGAUGCUGCGAUUCUACAGCUACUACAAGCAGGCUACCAUGGGGCCCUGCCUGGUCCCCCAGCCUGGGUUCUGGGACCCUAUUGGACGUUAUAAAUGCCCUCUGUUCCCCAGGGAUGCCUGGAACAGCCUGGGCGAGAUGAGCAGGGAGCAGGCCAUGUCCGCCUACAUCACUGAGAUGAAGCUGGUGGCCCAGAGGGUGAUCGACACAGUGCCCCUGGGCGAGGUGGCAGAGGACAUGUUUGGUUACUUCGAGCCCCUGUACCGGGUGAUCCCUGACAUGCCGAGGCCCCCGGAGACCUUCCUGAAAAGGGUCACAGGUUGGAAAGAGCAGGUGCUGAAUGGAGACGCCGAGCCUGCCCCAGAGCCUCCCUGCCUUCCCAAGGAACCAGCACCCCCAAGCCCAGGGUCCCGGCCCCCCAGGGACCAGGACUCUGAGGUUUUCUGUGAUUCCAUGGAGCAGCUGGAGCCUGAGCUGCAGGUUGGGGCAGAGCAGAGGGGCGCCCUGGGAGGGGAGCUCAACACCGGGAACAGCACCGAGUCUCCUGCAGAGGAAGGGAGAUUGGAAAGCACCCUGCUGGGGCCCCAGGAAUUGGACACGUGGCUGGUGGGGACAGUUCGGGCGCUGCAGGAGAGCAUGCGGGACGUCCAGGGGAGACUGCAGAGCCUGGAGAGCAUGCCUGUCCCCCGCAAGCAGAGGCCAAGGCCCGGCACUGGGCUCUCUGCUCCCACGCUGCUCUUCUUCCUCCUGUGGCCCUUCAUCGUCCAGUGGCUCUUCCGACAGUUUCGGACCCAGAAGAGGUGACUCUCAAUGGAGGAGUCUCUGCAGCCAACGGAGGAGACUCUGAGCCUUCCUGGAGUUUAGGAGAACGGUGUUAAACCCCGCUCCCACCUGCUUCCUGCCCCAAUUAGUGUUUGCCUUGGCACCUCUCCCCUAAUGGGGAGCCAGAUAGGACCCCACUCUUCCUGCCGCUCCACAGGAACUCCCCUCCUCUCACCCCCAACCACCUCAGGCUCCCUGGGGAGGCUGCACGUGUGGUGCACGUCCCCAGUUCAGGGCUGGCGGCUGAUUCAGGGCGGAGCUGCCGGGUCUCAGCCUCUGCCCUCCCCACCCUCUGGGUCACCUGACUCCUUUCCCACCCCAGCCUCUCCCCGAGGAGGCUCAGCUCGUGGGCAAGUUGGGACUUGGGCCGGGGCCUGGAAGAAUGAUUGGCUGGGAGGCCCGACCGAGCUGGGGAAAGGCGGAGAGAGCUGACUCCGGGGGAGGGGAGCCUGCUCCGUCUUCCUGGCCGCCCUACCCCACAUAUACUCAGGACGUCUUCACUAAACAUUAACUUACAAAAGAGUGUUUCACUGAAUAAAAUAAAACCUUCAUCUUCUGCC
This is a messenger RNA of Mesoplodon densirostris (Blainville's beaked whale), 1746 nucleotides long. It is a transcript of the gene ACBD4, whose product is annotated as acyl-CoA binding domain containing 4. The transcript has 11 exons. NCBI's taxonomy places the organism in Eukaryota, Metazoa, Chordata, Mammalia, Artiodactyla, Ziphiidae. Gene Ontology annotation, molecular function: fatty-acyl-CoA binding. The coding region runs from base 254 to 1168 and encodes 304 amino acids. The record is from RefSeq and is a predicted model, not a curated record. Gene Ontology annotation, biological process: fatty acid metabolic process.